AUGGAGGCAGGCGAGUCAAUAGAUUCGGCUGUUGCUGGCUCAGUAGGCGGGUCAUCGGAUCAAAGCACCGACUCAUUCAAGAACCAACAGCCUCACGCUGGCCCCGGAUUCAGCAACGACGACGCUGCCUCGAGCCGGCCUGCUCCUUUUGGGUCCUCCAUGAUGGAUGGCACUCCGUCACUCGGCGCCGCCAACCUGACAAACUUGCUGCCUCCUCCUACAGCACUCGAGAAAACGGCCGAUGCUGAACCGUCACUGGAAGAGCAGAUCCACGCCUUCACCGCGAGCUUGACCGGUCAGCUUGGUUCGCAAACUGAAGCACUUCACACACCAAUCGAGGCUUCCAACAUCAACACGACUUACAACACGCCGACCCAAGGCGAGGGGACACCGGCGACAGCUGAGGAUAUCGCCUCCUUCGAGACACUCAUUGCUUCGCUCAUGCCCACACCGCUGUCUGGCUCGCCUGCACCACAACAAUCGGAGGUAGCAUCACUACAGGCGACACCUCAGCUAGGCACCGCUUCCGUCGCUCACACAGCUUUUGCGACGCCCGAGCCUCAAGCAUCGGCCACGGCCGCAGACAGUGCCGCCCAGAGCUUCGUCGACAAUCUAUUGCGCGAAGCCAAUUUGCUGCCAGCCGAGUCCUCGACGCACGAAGCCACCAUCAGCGCUGCUUCUCAGCCGAGCGAAGACGCAUCCGUCCCUGCGGCUUCCACUGAGAGCGGCGAGAAGACGGGCGCCGUCGGCAACGAAGCCAUCGACGCCAGUCUGGAACUGUUCAUGGCCAGCCUCCAUUCCAGUCUCGCCACAGAGCCUUCCGCGGAAGCGUCCAAGGCCCCAGAAGAGUGCCCUACAAAACUCAAGCCCUCGCCAUCGAAGCCCUCGAAACCCAUCAAGAAGCCCAAAAAGAUCUUGGGCAAGCGCAAGUACCGCGAGAUCGGGCCUAUGGAGCGCCGCACUCGAGUCGAAAAGGCCAUCGCCGAGUACAUUGCCAGCAUCGACACGCUCACCAAGCCCAACACCGUCACCGGUCCCAUCGUCGCAGAGUCGUCCAAGACUAAGAUGACCACCAUUCGAUGCGCACACGCCUCGGUGGCACAAAAGAGCUAUGGAUCGGAAAAACGAUUCUUCAACCCUCCACCCAUAAUCAGCGUCACGGGCCCGCUGAGGAGGUACGCCGAGCACGGAGCUGCUACGCUGACCACGUCGAGCAUGGCAGAGGAUGCGGAUGAGGAGGAUCAGUGCCGCGUCAGCCUGCUUGUGCGUGGAGACACGGACGAGUUUUUCUCGAAUGAGACGGUUGCCGUGCUUGACAGUGGCCUGGAGACCAAGAUGCGGUCUCUCUACGUUACACCUACGGGAAGAUCCAAGUCGUUUCGUCUGCAGCUGAAUCUGCUGCGUCCUUCGGGGCUGGAACCGCACCUGCCGUUGUUCAGUCCGCUCAAGAAGUCCCGCGCUGACGCGCUUUCCCCCGCUCCCGGCGCGGGUAGUCCAGCCAACGAGGAGACAAGCUCGGAGGCCCUCUCUCGCCUACCCAAGGGUCUUGCAUGGGCAUCGUUCGAAUCCGCCCCCGUCACAAUCAUCUCCAAAUCCUCCAAGAAGACUGCCAAACCUCGCGGCCAGACAAAUCAGAUCCACAACGGAUCGCUCGUCUCCCUGUUCAACCGCAUCAACUCGCAAUCUGCCCGCACAAAGUACAUGCACAGCAGUGUCGAGGGGAGCUUGCUGGCCCAUGGCGGCGAGUGGUCAACCUACCGCGUGACGCUCAUCUCCCGUCCACCCCUGGCGGAUCUCGCAGGGGCGGAAGAGGACAGCGUUACGUACGGCUCGACGGUUGUGCUGACGGACGUGAACAGUGGGUGCAGUAGCGACCCGCUGGUGGUGUGCAAGGUGGACAAGGGGGUGGUGCAGUUGCCGCAGCUGGAUCCGCCGGGGGAGCUGCUGACGGCGGGGUCGGGGAACAAGUCGCGACGAGUGCCCAUCGAUCGGGCGUUGCGGGACAAGUUGGCUGCCGUCAGCGGAUCAUCCAACGGUAACGGACCCUCAACGAGCAAUGCGGCGACCAGCGAGAAGCCCGGAAGCAGCAUGUCGUCCGCGAUCAAGGUCGAGGGGGGCGAGACCUUCCAGACUCAGACUGCAGCAAGCGUCGGCGCCAGCGCAAACGACGCCGAGAGCAAGAACACCGACGACCUCAACCUCUACGGACCCGUCGGGCAGUUGCAAAAAGUGGCCCUGAUGCGCUUUGUGCCAAGCAACGACGCCGAAACCGUCUUUGGCGACUCGGAGCAUCUCGAGCCCAACUUUUCCACCCCUCGGAGCUACCUCUGUGCCACCAUCCCAGAUUCCUGGCGACACACGUCGUCCGACAAACUCGGGGCGGAACCUUUGGCGGUGACCUUCGCUUCGACGCAUUCGGACGGUGCAGGCUCCGAUUUUCCACCAGCAUCCACCCACGACACGCACAAAACGCCGGAGAGCAACUCGAUCGUCUAUGUCACGCCGAAAACGCUUACCGUCGCUAAGGACCACAGCUCGGGGGAGAAGACGGUAGAUGAGGUGGACGAUAGCUUCGUUUGGACGGUGAUCGGCGUAUCGCGCUUCGAGUAUUCGUACUUUGACACCUCUGCCACGCAGGCGAGUAAAGACGAAGGCCCAUGCGAGGUGCCCAUGACGCCGUUCCCGCUUAUCACGUCGAUGCCCACCUACGACCAGGCGCGGCAUACGCUGGUGACGACCGUGACGAACUUUAUCGUUCCGGCAGCGAUCACGGCGGAACCCAUCCCGCUCGACGUAUGGGUCGGCCCCCUCGGUCCCUUGCGCGUGCAACACAGCACCAAGCGCAAAGAGAUGGGCGAGGACCCCGAGGCGUUUAUCACCGUCAGCCUCCCUGCGUUACGAGACAUGCUCAGGGUCGCGCUAACAGGCAAAGCGGGUUCACCCAAGGGCGGAGUACCAGCCCACUUCUUGCUGCCACUGAUCUUCGUCAACGACUCGGAUGGGACGGCCUAUCACUCGGGAAGACAUGUGGUGUGCGAAGAUCUAGUACAGCUCAUGCGGGCAACGGGUCACGAGACGACGCAGGAGGUGCUCAAGGGGUUGGGAUUCGGGUUGGGAGAUGUUGCAGGCGUGCCCAGGGUCGGCGCUUGGAGUUUGAGAGUGAUUUGA
Kalmanozyma brasiliensis GHG001 is the source of this 3168-nucleotide messenger RNA. Its product is annotated as LAG1, DNA binding. The record is from RefSeq and is a predicted model, not a curated record. Gene Ontology annotation, molecular function: RNA polymerase II cis-regulatory region sequence-specific DNA binding; DNA-binding transcription activator activity, RNA polymerase II-specific. Lineage: Eukaryota; Fungi; Basidiomycota; Ustilaginomycetes; Ustilaginales. Gene Ontology annotation, biological process: regulation of transcription by RNA polymerase II. The transcript has a single exon. Gene Ontology annotation, cellular component: nucleus. Bases 1 to 3168 code for a protein of 1055 amino acids.